CCAGCGAGCAGCGUCGCAGCGAGCCGCGCGCGCACGCACGCCCUCGCCGUGUCUCUCUCCGGCGGUUAGGAGGGGCCGUUGCGCACUUUUCGUUCGUUUCCCGGCUCGGGGCUCUGAGGCCGCAGCGGGAGCCGGAGCCAUGCACCGACAGAGCUUCCGCCCCCCCACGCCCCCGUACCCGGGCGGGGGGCCCUGGGGCGGCGGCGGCUUUCGGAGCCCUCCAUCCGGCGGGGGCCCUAUGCCGCCCUCCCCGCGGGGCUACGGGAGCCCCCACCACACGCCGCCCUACGGCCACCGGCCCUACUCGCCCCGAGGCCACCACUUCCACGGCGGCGGCGGGCGGUUCGGGAGCCCGUCCCCGGGGGGUCAGAGCCCGCGCAGGCCGCACAGUGCCAGCCCCAGGUACUCGGCUCCCUACGGCAGCAUGUCCCCGGCCGCGGCCCAGCAGCGUCCGCCGCACCAUCCGCAGCAAUACAAGUCCUCGCCGCGGGGCUCCCAGAGAUACUACCAGGGAUCACCCAGGACAUCUACUCCAUUUGGUACAGCGCAUGGCAGAGGGAAAAGAGUGUCUAAUGAUGUGGAAAACUAUUACAGACCUUCAAUGCUUGAGGACCCAUGGGCUGGCCUAGAGCCAGUUUCUGUUACAGACAUAAACCAACAAUACAGCAGUGAGCAAACAACAUAUACUGGUAAAAAAGGGAGGUAUUUCAGUUAACAUUCCUAAAAGCCAAAUAACUCCAUCUGUCAGGAAAACUUUGGGACAAAAUCUUUACACCUACACAAAAUGAACAGUAAUCAAGACCCUAGCUAAUGCUUUUAUUUGUACAAAUGUCCACCCUUUUAUCUGACUUCUUUUUACUGCAUUGGAUAUUUUUAUGUAUGGGGGAGGGAAAAGUAGUGGAGGAUAAUAUACAUUUCUGGCUAUAUGGAAGUGCCUACCAGCUUUGAAGAACAAAGUGUUCUUUAAUCACCAGCGAUUGAUUUGUGUCUGUUAAAACAGGUUUCCAUAUAUUUACCUCUUCCAUGCCAGAUUGUUAACCUAACUUUUAUUGUUAACUCCUUUAGGAAGUGGUAUUUUUUUAUGUUUCAACGUUUUUAGAAUGAAGUGUGGAAAUACAAAAAACAAAACCCUCUGUAAAUCCUUGGUUUAUAAUGUAAAAAAAUUAUUUUAGGACUUUUUUGUUAAGGUGUACUUGGCAAAGAAGUAAUUAGUGAAAUUAGUCAUAUUCUGUAAAUAUAAUGCUUGUAUUCUGUGGUUAAACUUUGAUUUUGUGCACAAUUUUUUGUUUGUUCUAGUGUAAAAUAAGUGAAACAUGAGUUUUAGCCAUCUCAGGAAACAAAUGUAUUGUAUUUGGAAAGUUUAAUUUGUUAAACCAGCUCUUGAAUGAUAAACGUCUGUAAUAAUGUUUGGGUUGGGUUUUGGGGGUUUUUUUUGUUUUUUUUGUUUUUUUUUUUGGUUGCAUUUUAAAGGAUUCAUAUUUGGAAACAAAAUAAGAAAUUUAUGGAUUAUAGCAAACAUAUGUCUUCUGGCAAGUAAAGAUUAAUCUGCACAUAAACAUUGGAUAAUUAAAUGAAUGCAAAGAUGUCGUCUUGCUCUAAUUUUUAGAAUAGUGUAGAUCUGGUGAUGAAUCAAACUCCGUUUGUGUGAUUAGAUAAUUGACUUCAGUACAUACCAUAACACUUCACUCUUAAAUUGUCCAUUAGCAUUUGGACUUGGAUAAAGAAACUAGAUUAACAUCUCUGCUUACAAGAGCCUUUUUAUCAUUUUUUGUCACCUGAUGGGUAAUGUGUCAUAAGUUAUAUGAAAGCUUUGUUUAGGGCUUAUCUACACAUGGAGUUAUCCCUGUGUGGAUGCUCUUAUUUCCAGAACAAAUAGGGAAUAAAACCAUGUUUAGACAAGCCCUUACUAUGACUUGUUAUGCUUGCAGUAAUGUCUAAAAACUGUCAAUACACCUGAGAUGUUAUGGUUGGAAAUAUCAAUAUUUGACCUUAGUUAUGAUGGAUUUUAAAUAUAGAUUAUGGGUGAGAGCUUCCUAAAGUAAAGGAAGCCUGAGGUCAAUUUUAAAUUGUGAUACUAAGUUUGGGUGCUUCAUAACAUUUCAGAAAAAUGACUUUGGUAGUUGUAAGAUUCACAUACUCUGAUUUUUAGGUGUGUGCACGCAUUGCAUCCAUGGAUGUCUGCUUAGGACACUACUCAAUACACCUUGCUAGGUUGUAGCUCUCAAAUAAUCGGAGUUUUGCUUGAGUGAGGAGUGUGAAAUAGCCCUUAAAUGUUUGCAGAAUUCUUCCAUACUGUCUACUUGAUGUCAAGAAUACUUAAACCCUCAGUCCAGAAUCAGAAUUGGUUCUUGGUUAACCAGCUUAUUGAUGAUGUAUCAUUAGACUGUCCUUGUUUUUAUCCACAGUGCAUACCAGCAGUACUGAGAUGACUUAAAAAUAAACCGUGCAAAGUUUUAUAGAACUAAAAACAGUUAAAUGUACUCAUCAUGAAAUGUGAAAUAUUAAGCUUUGCUUUUUUUAUUUGACAGGGGCUGUAAACCUCAAACAAAAAGGUUAUGGGGUGCUUUACUGAGUCAAUUUUCUUUUACUGUUCCAUACUUAAUUCAGUGCAGUUUCUUUUUAAUAACAUGCUUUAUGCUCUUGGGAAACAGAUUUGGUGGUAUCUGAUACUCUUCAGAGAGUCAAAUUAUAAAUAUUCCCAGUUACAGAUAUGAGAAGAAACUGGGUUUGGGAAGGGAAAGGAUUCGUAACAGAAGACACUGUAAGAGGUGGGACUUUGUUACAAUAGCCGUACAUCAGCUGCCAUUGUACUGUGUAAAGAUGCAUUUCUUUCACUUUGGCUUUACAGUUCAGCCCAGCUCCCUCUGGAUUUGGGUCUCAGACUUCAGAGAAGGUAGAUGCUGUUCCAGAAAAAGAAAUUUUCAGGAAAAUAUCUUCAAGUAUUGUUAAACUAAUACAGGCCUUUAACAGUGCCAUCUAUUAUGCUGCUGCUCCUGUGCAUUUCAGCAUUUGGCUGAUAUUUAUGAUAAAGUACAUCAAACUGCCAGACUCCAAUAACUCAGCCAAGAAUUAGCAAGGAAUAUAAAUGUAAACAUAAUCUUUUGCUAAACUACUCAAACUCCAUCACGCUCUUAAAAUGUGAAUAGUUUGGUCUUACUCUACAAUAAACUGAUCACUGUUUCAAAA
Chelonia mydas (Green sea turtle) is the source of this 3186-nucleotide messenger RNA. RefSeq names its product M-phase specific PLK1 interacting protein (gene MPLKIP). The record is from RefSeq and is a predicted model, not a curated record. The transcript has 2 exons. Lineage: Eukaryota; Metazoa; Chordata; Testudines; Cheloniidae. Bases 140 to 715 code for a protein of 191 amino acids. Gene Ontology annotation, cellular component: centrosome; midbody; nucleus.